AAAAAAACAAAAUCUAUUGAUAUUAGCUAUUUGGGGAUUGUAAUGGAAGAUCUUAUAUUCAUUCAACACGAAAUAAGCUCAGUCUAGUCCUAAUAACUCGCCAAUUGAUAAGUUGGAAUUCAGUUGGAGGAGAGGCUGCAGAUUCCCUAUCUGAUCAUCGGUGCGGUAAAUUCCUUUGGGGGACGUCGACUGAUGGGGUGCUUUGGACACUGGAUCUCCGCUUUAUCCACAUUGGCACUCACUCUGUCAGUUUGUCUGAUGAGGUACGCAUUAAGUCUGUGCCAGGAGUCCUCUUCAGGGGCGUGUCUUAUCCCUGUCACUCGUAUCCAUCACUACAUUAGUGACGUACAUCCCUUGGGUGGUUUCUUCACAGCAUACAACCAAACGGCGCUGGUAGACAUCUGUAGGUUAGUCGGCGAGUAUCAUAAUUGUGCCCAAAUAAUCACCAAAGGCUGUGACAGAAUUGCCACCCAAAAUAUCAACCUGUUACACGGUGCCUUCCUCCCGAUCUGCGGAGCCUACAAACAAGAUUACCUAGCCCACCGAAACUGUUAUAAUCGCCAGAUGUUGAUGUACAAAUCAUGCCAUCAGAAAAGACAAAACAGAAUUAACCAGAUACGGAGAAAGGACCACUAUCAUUUACAGAUAUGCGAAGUUACAAACGAAUAUGUGAAGUGUGUCUACCUUGUGACAGCUUUACAGUGUUCUAUGGAGGCUGCAAAUUCUUACUUUAAUAUUCUCAACCAAUCAAUAUCCUUGUCAUUCAGUGACGCAGACUUCUCCUGUCAUAUACGUCAUCCCGAUGACGACAUAUCCGUUUUAACGACAACGAAAGUCACAUCCACGGUAGGAACACCGCUAGGUUUCACAACGAGUGUCGGAGGUACGAAAGGAAAGCGCUCUGUGAGUGCAGCAACUGGAGGACGAUCAUCUAAUUCGGGGUGCUUCUGUCUUUUUCUUGUGCUUCACUGUAUUGUUUUUGCAAUAAUUUUAUAGCUAAGAUUUAUAGCGUAUAAAACUUUUUCUUUUCUUCAUAGUCUAUUUUAUGGCAAACAUACAUUGCAUUAAAAGAUUACAAUUACGAUAGUAUCUAUUUCAUAGCAUAAGAUAUUGGAUAACAAUUGAAAAAUGUUUAAUAUUGAUUUGUACACAUCACUGCCAUGAAUCUUACAUUAGCAAUUUCUGCAAAGUUUGGUUGCAAGAGAAAUAACUCCU
This is a messenger RNA of Ostrea edulis (European flat oyster), 1215 nucleotides long. RefSeq lists its product as uncharacterized. Lineage: Eukaryota; Metazoa; Mollusca; Bivalvia; Ostreida; Ostreidae. The transcript has 5 exons. Bases 193 to 996 code for a protein of 267 amino acids. The record is from RefSeq and is a predicted model, not a curated record.